AUGUCUAAUACAAAUACUUUCUCAUCAAGUGUACAAACAUAUUAUCCAACAGAAAUACCAUCAAACUGGAUUGAUUGUCCAAGAAAAUCAAAUAUUAUUGCUGGAAAAUUUAUUGCAUUUAAAACACCAUUAGAUGAUCGAUAUAAAACUGAAAUUCCUAUUCAUAAACUAUGGACAUGUAAUAUGUUAAUUAAACACAUUAAAGAUGAUCAAAAAAAUCUUGGUCUUGUUAUCGAUUUAACAAAUACAAAACGAUAUUAUAGAAGUGAUAUUGAAUUUAUUCAGAAAAAUAUACAUUAUGAAAAACUUUCAUGUCAAGGACAUAAUGAAGCACCAAGUGACGAACAAAUUGAUUUUUUUAUUCAAAUUUGUCAUGAUUUUAUAAAUACGAAUCCAAAUGAUAUUAUUGGUGUUCAUUGUACACAUGGUUUCAAUCGAACAGGUAUCAAUGUUGCUAUCGAUCUGUUUGCAGCAGCUCGAUCACCAGGAAUUUAUAAACAAGAUUAUUUAGAUAAACUUAUUGAAAAAUUUUCUACGAAGAAUUUUAUAUCAAUUCUUGCACCAUUACGACCUGUAUGGUGUUUAGAAAAUAAAAUUGUUACAUUAAAUGAAAAGAAACGUAAAUACAAUGAUAAAGAUGAUCAAAAGCCUAAUAAAGUAUUUCAUCAACAAAAUUCUAAUCCUGUAUUUGCUGUUGAUCUUAUUGAUGUUAAACCUAUUUGUUUUCAAUCUAUUAUUGAUAAUAUUCGAUUAAAAUGUCAACAAAUGUGUGGAUGGAAUCGAUCAACUUUUCCAGGCUCACAACCUGUAUCAAUGGAUUAUACAAACUAUCAAACUAUAUUUCUAUCACCUUAUAUGGUUAGCUGGAAAGCAGAUGGCACCAGAUAUAUGAUGUUAAUUGAAAGUGAAAAUAAAAUUUAUAUGUUAGAUCGCAAUAAUGAUGUAUUUCAAAUUAAUCAUCUAUACUUUCCAAAAGAUUCAGAUUGUACAAGACAUUUAACAAAUACAUUAAUUGAUGGUGAAUUUGUUAUUGAUAAUGAUCAUGGAAUUAAAAUAUAUCGAUAUUUAGUUUAUGAUAUUGUCAUAUAUGAAAAUGAGAAUGUUGGUCAACGAUCAUUUACAGAACGUCUUGAUAUAAUACGUCAUUCUAUUGUUAAUAUUAGAAAUGAAGCUAUAGCAAAAGGUCAUAUUAAUAAAAGUUUGGAACCGUUUUCAAUACGAAAUAAAGAAUUUUGGGACUUAUCAACAACAUCUAAAUUACUUAGUCCAGCAUUCCAAUCAAAAAUCUCUCAUGGAUGUGAUGGACUGCCUUAUCACUCCGGACGAUCUACACAUGUAUUCAAAUGGAAAGAAAACAAUACAAUUGAUUUUCGAUUGCAAAUUCGUCAAACAAGAGGAUCACAAGAAAAAAAUGCUCUUCUAUAUGUUCAUGGCAUGUCAAAGCCAUUUGCAUCCAUGCGUUAUUCACCAGAAUUAGAUCAAUAUAAAAAUCAAAUUAUUGAAUGUUAUUAUCAUAGUGGUGAAUGGUAUCUUUAUCGACAUCGUCCCGAUAAACUAUAUCCUAAUGCACUAACGACAGCCGAUGGAGUAACUACAGCAAUAAAACGUCCAAUAACUAAAGAUAUACUUUGUUCUCUUAUUGAAGAAAAUAUAGCGUUUAAUAAUUAUUAA
Molecule: messenger RNA, 1671 nt
Organism: Rotaria sp. Silwood2
Lineage: Eukaryota; Metazoa; Rotifera; Eurotatoria; Philodinida; Philodinidae
Source: the annotation of a GenBank genome assembly